Molecule: messenger RNA, 1488 nt
Organism: Lycium ferocissimum
Lineage: Eukaryota; Viridiplantae; Streptophyta; Magnoliopsida; Solanales; Solanaceae
Product: replication factor C subunit 3-like
Exons: 9
Coding region: 1-1488 (495 amino acids)
Biological process (GO): DNA-templated DNA replication; DNA repair
Cellular component (GO): DNA replication factor C complex; nucleus
Molecular function (GO): DNA clamp loader activity; DNA binding
Source: RefSeq, a predicted model, not a curated record
AUGAUUGCCGAAGCAAAAAUUUCCGGAAGCACUACGGGUGCUAAUAAUAUGUUUGAAAGCACAGAAACCAUUUCACCUGGUGAUAUUUUCUUUUCUCGGGACUAUGCAGCCUUGAACAUGCAGAAGAUUACUGAAAGGAAAGUCGAUAAAAAGCCUCAGGUGCUGAUUGAUAGAAAUGUUGAAUCUGUGAAGACACCGGCCAAUUUCAAUCAAAGUGGAAAAGGGAAUUUAUCUAGUAAUACUAUGUGUCAAACAACUAUAAGCGCCAGCACUUUCAUAAGUAGGCAAAGCGGUAAUUUGAGUGAUGCUAGUGGAAGGACAACAGCAAGCAUGAAAAAGUUCACCGCGAACAGGCAAAACAAGCAAUCAGAAGCAUGGUUUUCUUGUAUCAAGAAGGGACCUUGUAGAACCUCAAGAAGAGAAUCUCCGGAAAGAGGGCGACCGAUCGAUGAAGCUUUAGUUAUUGCCAAAUCAUCUAUAGUUGAAAGUCUGAGACCCUUCUGGGCUGAUAAGCAUCAACCUGCUUCACUGGAAGGAUUCACUUGCCACAAACAAGAAGCUUUACUGCUUAAAGACCUGGUUUCUUCAAAUGAAAUCCUUCCACAGAUCUUAUUCAAGGGUCCUCCUGGUUCUGGGAGGAGAGCGCUCACGAUGGCUCUUUUGCGUGAAAUCUAUGGAAAUGCUAUCUGCAAUAUAUCCCAUGAUUUGAGACACUUCCAAAUUAAGGAAACAAGGCCAGUGCAAGUUGUAGUACCAGUAAGCUCAAGUCCUCACCAUAUCGAGCUCAACCUUCAGUUGGAGCCUAACGCUAGAUAUGCAAUCAUGGCUUUAGUUAAGCAAAUAACUUCAGAGUAUCCACUGACCCCUGAAGUCAGCAGAGUAAAUAAGAAGGCUGAUUACAAAGUAAUAGUUCUUUAUAAUGUGGACAAAGCCGAGGAGAACAUGCAGCACUUAAUAAAAUGGAUAAUGGACUGCUAUUCAGAUGCUUGCAAACUCAUUCUCUGCUGUGAAGAUGAUGUGGCCAUACUUGACUCAGUUAAAAGUCGCAGCAAAGUUGUUGAAGUUUCAGCUCCUAUAACUCAUGAAAUCAUGGAAGUUCUUAUUCAGAUAGCAAGAAAGGAGGAUUUUGAACUAUCAAUGGGCUUCGCCGCUAAGAUAGCCGCCAAAUCAAAUCAAAAUCUGCGGAGAGCAAUUAUGGCUUUUGAAGCCUGCAAAGCGCACAACUAUCCCUUUGCUGAAGACCAACCAAUUUCAAUAGGAUGGGAAGAAGUAGUAAUAGAACUUGCAGCAGAAAUUCUCGCUGAUCCCAACCAAACAAGGUUAUUUUCGGUUCGGGGAAAGUUCCAAAAACUUUUGGUGGAGUUUGUGCAUCCAAAACUUAUUCUCCUGAAACUAGUUGAGGAAUUCCUUAAGAGGGCUGAUGCUGGUAUAAGAAGGGAAAUUUAUUAUUGGCAUGCUUAUUAUGUAAGUUCUAUCCUUCUAAAUUAA